AGCAAGCUUGGCAGGAGGUGUUAUCGGCGCACGCACAAGAACCCGCAUGGCGAUUGCAAGCAAAGUUCACCUCCUUGUCACAGACGUCGUGUACUGCUGCGAUGUGGGGCAUUCCCGGGCGCGACGAACUCGCGGGGUGGGGGAGGUACAGACAGAUGCCCUGCCCUCCCUCUCUCCCCAGCUGGUCGCCGCGGCGUGUGUGGAGAGGGCUCGUGCCACGAGCACGCGGGUGGUUGACUCGACUCCGCCAGGUUCGGACCCCCCAGAAAGAGCGCUCGUUUGGCAGCGGUUCCCGCAGACACCGGGGAAUCCCGCCACUUGCUCUGGCUGGCACGGCAUCCAGUGCGUGCGGAUGUCCGACAGAAGCGGAACCACUGGCAGUGGUUCCGCUUUCCGCCAGCCUCGUGCACUGGCCAUCCGGUGCGCGCGCUCUCAGCCUUGUGCACCUCAAACUAAUACAGCAGGGCAAGGACUCCUCGGAGGCGAUUCAGAAGAAGCUUCUGCCAUUCGCGUGAUUAGCAAGCGUCGCAUUUCGACCACUCAACUUGAGUGAGGAGCCCUCGCGUCGCAUCGUCCGACGUGCCGUGAUUUCGUCUGGGCUAGUAGUACCAGCAGCGCCAGUUAACGCCUCCUCUCCAGCGCGACAUACGCCUCCCUCGGAUCAGAACUCGCCCGUCCUUGAGCGUCGCAUGAUUGCGUGACGCACAGCUCGCCUCUCAUUGGCUGAGCCUGACGCUUUCGGGACUUCGUCUGGCGUCACAUCACAGAAAUAGCAAGCGGCGAAGCGAGGAGCCUUCGUUUUUUAAAGCGCCAUAAGAAAACAUCGCGGAGUAGACAGGAGCAGCGAGCGGCGAGCGGCGAGCAGCGCCCAAGCUCCUUUCCUUCUGGGAGAAGCAGUAGCUUUGCUCAUUGCGCCGGGAGUCGGCUAUGCGGCUCUCUCACCAUCCUAACUGACACGCUGACGCCGGAUCGGUCAUUGCUGAGCCAUCGUCCCUGGAGCACAGUCACACGCGCAGAGGAGCGUGGGGAGAUUUAUAGAUCCGUUACUAUCUUCCGCUUUGAAAGGGAGGUUGGUGAUAAAAUUUUCUGCUUUGUCAACGGGGGAGAGAUUUCUUUGAAGAAAUUUCGUCAAUGGAUCCAGCUCAUUCGUCCGUCGCGGUCCUUCCGCCCGCGCUUUCCGCCACGAUCGACGGCGGCAACGAGGCGUCGUUGGAGGAAGCCAUCGCGUCAGCGCAGACCGCCAUAGCGGGGCUCGUGCAAGCCGUCGACGUGGCAAAGCGCAAGCAGCUGCUGCUCCGCCGAUCGCAGCACAUCUCGAGCCGAGCGCGGGGAAGAGACAGCUCGACUCAAAGCCCGUCAGUCGGGCGGACAGCCACGACUCACGGCGAUCAUUCCGCGGUUUCCCCCGUGUCUCACGUCGUGAGCCGCGGAGGCAUCGCCUGUCCAAUUCACGGUUCGGGUUUUGUCGGCGGGUCGGAUGCCGCCGUUUCGAGAGCCCCCGGAGCGCACUGCUUUCUACCGAUGCGUUGCAGCGUUUCAGGCGAUAAUAAUCAUGCCGCAAGCGGCGGCUGCGGCGGCGGCGGCGGCGGCGCGAUGGUGUCUGCUCCGCUAUCGGCGGGAGGCGGCAGCAUGUGGAGCCCCGUGAAUUACGGAAUGAUCCCGAAUUACGGGAGUCCCGUCCCGCCGGCAUUCGCGGCGGCAUUCGCGGCGGGGUUCCACAUGCUUCCGCCCCCCGGGGUUCCCCUCGCGGGGCCGCCGGCGCUUGCUUCCGCUUUCAGCGGCUUCGGCGGCGCUGCUGCGCCGGCUGGCGCAGCGGCUCCCCUGGCGGGCAACAAACGGCGCCGCGGACGCCCGCGCGGGCCCGGCGCGAGAAAGCGGAGCAAAGUCGCGGCGACGCACAAGCGGAGCGGCGACGACGAAGCAAGAAAUCACGUCGAAAGCUCCGCAGCGGUGGCGGAUGGCGCAGUUGCGUCGGAGAGCGGCGAUUCGUCGCGAUCGUCCGCGCCACUAGUAGUAGCGGAUGCGUCAACGCAGGUUGAAGCGUCCGGCGGUGCUAAAGAGACGGUGUACAAGGGCGUGCGGCAGCGCAAGUGGGGCAAGUGGGUGACGGAGAUCCGCGAGCCGAACCGGCGCGCGCGCAUCUGGCUGGGGUCGUUCGACUUGGGGGAGGACGCCGCGCGCGUGUACGACAUGGCCGCGUGGCUGAUGCGCGGCCCCAAGGCGCAACUCAACUUCCCCCCGCCGUCCUUGGCCCAGCGCCCCCCUUCCCCCUCUUCCCCCUCUCCCCCCUCCGCCCCCACCUCCCCCUCCGCCCCCUCCUCCCCCUCCUCCGCCUGCUCCUCCCCAGCCGGCCAUGUAGAGUCAGAUUCGGUCAUCACAGCACUCCCUGCCGAUAGCACAGGCACUACUACUGCCGCUACAGCCGACCACACUUCGUCGCCGCCCGCUCUCCUCCCGGUGAUCAUGCCGGCCGCUACAGCCGACGCGCUGCUUCAAGCGUGCCGUGGGUGCGCCACGUGGGAGGGCGCCGAGGACGCCAUUGCUGAGCUGGCAGCGGCGCUUAAAGCCGUGGAGGGGGAGGGGGGCAUGGUGGAGGUGACAGGUGGCGCUGCUGCAAGAAAGUUCGCGUCGGGCGAGUGGGUUGCUGACGGGGAGCGGUGUGGUGCGGCGGAGAGCGGUGCUGCGGGUGUGAAUGAGAGCGAUUUGGAAGCUGCACUGAAGCCGCUUCUGGGUGGAGUGGAGGGGAGGAAGGGGAGUGAGCAGUGGGAUGGGGAGAGUGCGGAGGGUGACGGGCUGUCCAGGAGCUUCUCAGGGAGCGACAGGAGUGAGGGGAGUGAGGGGAGUGAGGAAAUUCUGGAUUCUUUCUUGGAAGGCUGUAUUGCUGACGUUGAGAUUGACAUGAGCAGCAGCUGCAUGAGUGCUUCCCCGAUCACGUCCUGGAUCGACAGCAGCGUCGCUGACUGCGUGCCGUCGCUGCUGCGGGAGAAUUCCGAGAUUCUCAUGAUGGUGGAAGAUCCAGCUGUCUUCGGCGAUGCCAUGGGCGACUUAUUUGACGCCUCGGUUCCGGCUGUCGCGGCUACAGCCCAAGGCGGCCUGGACUCCCAGCACGUGCUUGGGGCCGGAGCGCUCAUGCAGCAAUCAGAAUUCAAGCUGUGGGACCUCUAGCUGGUGAUCUGUGGCAAUGGUUCUCCAGAGUCUACUUGGAAAUGGCAUGUAGUCCUUGGGCUCCGACUUGGCUUGGGAGGCUGAAACUACCUUUCUGAUGAGCAGGAAGGAGGAGGGGGGGGGGGGGGGGAUUUAGAGGGUUUUUGGUUUGGGUGCCGCAGUGGUGGUUAUCAUGUGGCUCGCUUUUUUGAAUCAUAGGGAGAGCAGGGAGCCAUUUGGGUGGUUGCAGUCAGGCGUAUGGUAGGGCAAUCUCCUAUCCUGCACGACUCGCUGGUCGAUCGUUGCCCUCUGCUUUCCUUAUGAUUCCGACCACAUGAUGGCUGGCAUUCGUGGCCUAGUUUCUUGUGUUGUUUGUGUCAUACCUGUGUUUUUAU
Messenger RNA from Closterium sp. NIES-67, 3539 nucleotides. NCBI's taxonomy places the organism in Eukaryota, Viridiplantae, Streptophyta, Zygnematophyceae, Desmidiales, Closteriaceae. The record is from the annotation of a GenBank genome assembly.